Molecule: messenger RNA, 915 nt
Organism: Aspergillus calidoustus
Lineage: Eukaryota; Fungi; Ascomycota; Eurotiomycetes; Eurotiales; Aspergillaceae
Source: the annotation of a GenBank genome assembly
AUGGCAACGGGAUCAUUCACUCUCAACACAGGAGCCAAAAUCCCCGCCGUAGGCUUCGGGACAUGGAAGGCAGCCCCGGGCGACGCAGCAGCGGCCGUGCAGGCAGCGUUUGAGGCUGGUUAUCGUCACUUUGACUGUGCCCCGCUCUAUGGCAACGAAGCCGAAAUCGGCCAAGUCUUCAAAAACACCAAGGUUCCAAGAUCGGAGUACUUCGUGACUACGAAGCUAUGGUCUUCCGACCACCGCCGUGUUGAAUCUGCCCUGGACAAAUCCCUCCGCGACCUGAACCUCGACUACGUCGACCUGUACCUCAUGCACUGGCCCGUGACGCUCGACCCAUCGCCCAAUGAUGAAAAUUACGGGAAGGAGGAUCGAACGGUGCACGCCGUCGGGUGGGACUUUCGCGAUACCUGGCGCGAGAUGGAGAAGUUGCUUUCCACCGGCAAGGUCAAGGCCAUCGGCGUUGCGAAUUUCUCGACGGUUAACUUGACCAAGUUAUUAGAGACUGCCAAGGUCGUUCCGGCCGUGAACCAGACGGAGAUCCAGCCGCUUCUUCCGCAGGAUAAGUUGCAUGCGUUCUGUCGCGACAAGGGCAUCCAUCAGACGGCGUUUGGGCCGUUGGGGGGGUCGGGGAGUACGUUGCAUGAACAUCCGGUUAUCGUGGAAAUUGCAAAGAGAAGAGUGGUUGAGGCGGGGAAUGUGAUGCUCUCUUGGGGGAUCCAAAAGGGGUGGAGUGUUAUUCCCAAGAGUACGAAUCCGGCGCGCAUUGCGAGGAAUUUGACGGGGAAUUUCGUCCUCUCCAGUGAGGAGAUGGAGGCGAUGGAUCGCUUGGCUUUACCCAAGGGGAAGAGGUUCAAUCGCCCGAAUUGGGGGACCGUUGUGUUUCAUGAUGAUGAGGAUGUGGAUUUGGAGUAA